UUUGAGUUCUAGAAAAUGAGGCGGGUGUAAUCGUCUCUGGGUUUGGUAUGAAACAACUGAAGUAACUAAAAAAGUGCAUUAGCUGCAAACUCCAGGAAAUACAAUUAUAACAGUCAUCGCUGACACCGCUUACCCGAUCUCGAAUCCAUAUUUCUCCAAGGUUUAUGCAAGGAGGUAUCAACUUGAAAGUGUACAACAGUUGUAGGUCGUUUGCCCUAUUCUGCCAGCUGGUGGUUUUGUUUUGUGCAGUAGGUGAGUAAAAAAUGAGUCUGCAUGAAAUAAGUGAGAAUGUGAAGCUUGCCCGUGAGUACGCCUUGCUGGGGAACUACAAUUCUGCUAGUGUUUGUUAUCAAGGAGUACUUGAACAGAUAAAGUACGUGUUCAGUGUUCGCGACAGCAGCUUUCAACAGAGAUGGCAACAGGUAUGGCAAGAGAUAAAUGAAGAAAAUAAACAUGUUCAAGAAAUAAUGAGCACACUAGAGAGUUUUCAACUAGACACAGCUCCAUCCAAACCAAUCGCUGUUAGUCAUGACGGUGAUAUAUGGCCAGUGCCUGUGGAGCGGAGAGCCUCUCCUUGCCCAGUCCGGAGGCCUCAGAUGCCCUACAAAGACGGCAAACCGCACAACAACCGCCUGAGUGUUGGUGUUCGGGCUCAGAGGCAGUCGCCACGUGGGCCCAACGGGGACAAGGGCAAACCACCGAAGGCCAAGGAGAAGAAAGAGAUCCCAGGCAAACCCAAAGGAGACAACAAGAACAAAGCUGAUGUUGCAGACAAAGAAGUGAGGAAGUUUGAUGGGACAGGAAACGACAAAGACCUGGUUGAGGCCCUGGAAAGAGACAUCAUAUCCCAAAAUCCCAGUGUCAAAUGGGAUGAUAUUGCAGACUUGGAAGAAGCAAAGAAACUUCUGAAAGAGGCUGUGGUACUUCCAAUGUGGAUGCCAGAGUUUUUCAAAGGAAUAAGACGGCCGUGGAAGGGGGUGUUGAUGGUGGGACCACCAGGCACGGGGAAGACUCUGCUUGCCAAAGCUGUGGCCACAGAAUGCAGAACCACAUUCUUCAAUGUCUCCUCUUCCACACUCACUUCCAAAUACAGAGGGGAGUCUGAAAAACUGGUCCGCCUACUAUUUGAAAUGGCUCGGUUCUACGCCCCCACCACCAUCUUCAUUGAUGAGAUCGACUCCAUGUGCAGCCGCCGCGGCACUUCAGAGGAGCACGAGGCCAGUCGGAGAGUGAAAGCAGAGCUACUUGUCCAGAUGGAUGGUGUCGGCGGUGCGUCAGAGAACGACGACCCCUCUAAGAUGGUGAUGGUCCUGGCUGCCACCAACUUCCCCUGGGACAUCGACGAGGCUCUGAGGAGACGCCUGGAGAAGAGGAUCUAUAUCCCCCUGCCCUCAGCCAAGGGCCGAGUGGAGCUGCUGGCCAUUAACCUGAAGGAGUUAGAACUGGCUAACAACGUGGACAUGUAUAAGAUAGGAGAGAAGAUGGAGGGCUACUCAGGGGCCGACAUCACCAACGUCUGCAGGGACGCCUCUCUGAUGGCCAUGAGGAGGAGAAUCGAGGGUCUGACACCGGAGGAGAUCCGGAACAUUUCACGAGAUGAGAUGCACAUGCCGACCACGAUGGAGGACUUUGAGUCCUCCCUGAAGAAAGUGUCCAAGUCUGUGUCCGCUGCUGACCUGGAGAAGUAUGAGAAGUGGAUCGAAGAGUUUGGCUCCUGUUGAGCCUGGGUUGUGUCUCAUGUGCUCAGUAGCGGGGCCGACUUGCUCUGACAACAAUCAAGUAAACACUGGUGUCUUCCUCUUGCCAUGUUAAUGGAUAUGUUGGGUGAUGUUAAAUGCCUCUAGCCAAGGAGGCAACCAAGUGCACUCAAGAAACAUCUCCUGGCCUUAUUUUUACUCAGCCUGGCCUGUGUCAAGUACAUUCCAAUGGAUUCCCUAGUUCAUACAUAAGUAUAGCUUGAGAAUGGGUUCUAUUGAUGGGAGAGGCAGUGACAUAGUAAGAGUUCUCAGGUCUGCUGCCUGAACCAGUCAUUUACGCUGCAAUUCUAUUCAACCCUUUUGCCACCAAAGUCCCUUUCACUUUUAUAGAUUGUGUUAUGCUUUUGGAUGAGUUUGUGUCAAUGUUACACUACCUAAUGUGUGUGUGUCUGUGUGUGUGUGUGAACUUGAAUUAAAUGAAGUGUGGAUUCCUUUCCA
Molecule: messenger RNA, 2195 nt
Organism: Hypomesus transpacificus
Lineage: Eukaryota; Metazoa; Chordata; Actinopteri; Osmeriformes; Osmeridae
Gene: katna1
Product: katanin p60 (ATPase containing) subunit A 1
Exons: 12
Coding region: 264-1721 (485 amino acids)
Biological process (GO): microtubule severing
Cellular component (GO): microtubule cytoskeleton
Molecular function (GO): microtubule severing ATPase activity; ATP binding; microtubule binding
Source: RefSeq, a predicted model, not a curated record